CAGAGCUGCUCUGACCCUACUGUGAGUUGAAAACUGCCUGUUAAGGAGCAAGGCUCAAGACUCCUGAGGAGGAAGUAGGAACAGACAAGGGAAGGUGCUGAGAAGCCUGAUGGGGAACUGUCUGCAGAGGAAAACUGGGUGGCAGCUGGACACGCAUGGGACACCUUGGAAUCUGAGACUCCAAAAUGCCAAGCAGCGGACAGGCAGAUAUUUCAGGGGCUGGAGUUGCUGUCACAUAGUUGAAGGAUGCUCCUGCCUUCCUUGGAAAAACAUAAGCACAUUUAAAGCCAGACAACAGUCCCCAAAGCAAAAUGAAGGGAUGACAUCAGUUCCCAUUCAGGACAAUGCCAAUCAGACCUACACGGAGGAACUGUGCUACGUCCUUGUGGAUCACAAAGCCCUCAGAGAAAGACCCCCAGGCAACUCUGCUGAGGCGUUCUAUGAAAACAUCUCUAGCAAGGCUGAGAGGCCCAGAGAGUCGGCCAUAAGAACAGAGACUGAGUAUUCAGUUCUCCGCUUCCCUUCCACCCCUCUGCCCCUACCUUCCACAGAGGACGAAUACGAACUUCUUGUGCCUAACAGAUUCCCCCUGCAUUCCCCUCAGCGUCCAUGGCCACCUACAGCCCCCUUUGAGACUCACUUUUCUCAUCUACAGUGAUGAAACUAAGUUAGAGUUUGUUUAGCACUGAUAGAUAAAAGUAGGAGUUGGGGCCUCUAGUUGAAGCGGUCAAGAAGCCCAGAGAUCCUCAGUUUAUUUCUGCUGGAGGACUUUGGCAGGGCAGACUCUGCAAACCACAAAGCCUUUUAGAGUCUGACAAUAGCUAACAUUUAAAAAAUUAGCCAAUUGUCUUGAAUGUCGCAUUGGAAAAAAAAGUGACCACCUUUGCUUCUAAGUGAUACUGAAAACACUCUGGCAGGAAGGACUCCGAGCAUCUACACCUGGGUGUACCACAAAAGGCUUUGUUCUUCUCAUUAAGUUCCUAUGAAUGAGCCCCACAACUGUGCUCUGCGGCCAGGGGAAGCUCACUCAUCAUGUUACAUGUCCCCAGAGGAAAUUCUUUCAUCACCAGGAAGUUCCAGCCUAACACCACUUAUUAAGGGAACUUGCAGUAUGUCUUUUCCUCCCUGGGCCUAAGAUAUGUCCCUUACUGAGUGUCUUUUGUGCCAUGGUCCCCAAGGCUUGGAAUUUCCUGUAUCGUUGUUAAUGUAAUUUUAAACUACAUUUUCAAACUUCGAGUUUCCCCUCGUAGUUGUUUUUCUCCUAUGGUGCAAGAAAUCAUCCCCAAACCUCAUCCGUGCUAGGCAAGUGAUCUCCCACUGAGAGACAGCUCAGACCCCUCCACACAAACCUCAGUAGAAUCUUCACAGUAUCAGAGACUGUGGAGUAAAAAAGUUUCUGGAGGGCCUUUAACCUCAUCAGCUUCUUUUCUGACUGAGAGAAAAUCGCUCGCCCAAUGGUAUAUUAUUAGCAUUAGUGGCAGAACUUUAGUCUGUCUUCCAAGUCAGUGUUCCUGCUAUGUAUUGUAUGGAAUACAGUAAACUUCUCUAUAAAUAAUGGAUAAAUAAAGAUGUUUCCCAUGUGAAAUGUCCACAUGGAAAAAAUAA
This is a messenger RNA of Meriones unguiculatus (Mongolian gerbil), 1605 nucleotides long. It is a transcript of the gene Gcsam, whose product is annotated as germinal center associated signaling and motility. The transcript is spliced from 6 exons. Gene Ontology annotation, biological process: regulation of B cell receptor signaling pathway; negative regulation of lymphocyte migration. The coding region runs from base 110 to 658 and encodes 182 amino acids. The record is from RefSeq and is a predicted model, not a curated record. Lineage: Eukaryota; Metazoa; Chordata; Mammalia; Rodentia; Muridae.